Helianthus annuus (common sunflower) is the source of this 2048-nucleotide messenger RNA. Its product is annotated as glucan endo-1,3-beta-glucosidase 2. Lineage: Eukaryota; Viridiplantae; Streptophyta; Magnoliopsida; Asterales; Asteraceae. Gene Ontology annotation, cellular component: plasma membrane. Gene Ontology annotation, molecular function: hydrolase activity, hydrolyzing O-glycosyl compounds. Gene Ontology annotation, biological process: carbohydrate metabolic process. The coding region runs from base 304 to 1821 and encodes 505 amino acids. The transcript is spliced from 4 exons. The record is from RefSeq and is a predicted model, not a curated record.
CACCAUUUCACCCACUAAUUUUACUUCCCCCAACGUUAAAGAAAAAUUAGUACAAACCCAACGGCUCCCAACAGAGGUUAAAUUGUUUUGUUCUUAACCUGCAGUACAUGCAAUAAUAUUCAUUUAAAUUCUCAGCCGUUUGAUCAUCUGACACCCAUCAAGAUCCAUGUACAAAACCCACUCUUUCUCUCUCUUUUUCUUGGAUAUAUAAAUCCAUUAUUCUUGUUCAAACAAUUCUUACUCUCUCUCCUCUACCACUUUCUUGAUUUUGGCUUCUGCUUGCUUUGUGGGGUUUGCUGAAUCAUGUUCAAAUUUGUGGGGUUUAGUGGGUUUAAACCCUUAAUCUUUAUGAUGCUAGUGGUCGUCUUGUUACUUUCUCUUCUUGUGUCUGCUGAUGAAGAUGCGUUCAUAGGGGUGAACAUAGGAACUGAUCUUUCCGACAUGCCACAUCCGACACAAGUAGUAUCCCUACUUAAAUCCCAACAAAUCCGUCACGUCCGUUUAUACGACGCGGAUCGCGGUAUGCUCUUUGCACUCGCCAACACGGGCAUCAAGGUCGCAGUCACCGUCCCGAACGAACAACUCCUCGGUAUCGGUCAAUCAAACUCAACCGCAGCCCAUUGGGUGGCACAAAACAUCGUCGCACAUUACCCCGCCACCAAUAUCACAACCAUCUGCGUCGGUUCCGAGGUCUUCAACUCCCUCCCGAAUGCCGCCCCGGUCCUAGUCAACGCCCUUAAGUUCAUCCAAGGGGCUCUUGUGGCGUCAAAUCUCGACCGUCAGAUCAAAGUAUCAACCCCUAUCGCGUCCACAGUUAUUCUCGACUCGUUCCCGCCAUCACAAGCCUUUUUCAACCACUCAUGGAACCCGGUUUUGGUUCCUGUUUUGAAGUUUCUACAAUCAACGGGUUCGUAUUUCAUGCUUAACGUUUACCCGUAUUACGAUUACAUGAAUUCAAACGGUGUAAUACCGUUGGAUUAUGCGCUGUUUAACCCGUUACCGUCGAAUAAAGAAGCUGUGGAUUCAAACACUCUGUUACAUUACACCAACGUGUUUGAUGCAAUGAUCGAUGCUGCUUAUUUCGCCAUGGCAGACCUAAACGUGACGAAUGUCCCGGUUCUUGUCACCGAGUCGGGUUGGCCAUCAAAAGGUGACGCGAAAGAACCCGACGCCACUUUAGACAACGCAAACACGUACAACAGUAACUUGAUCAAGCACAUUAUAAACCAAACCGGGACCCCAAAACAUCCCGGGAUCCCCGUUAGUACUUACAUUUACGAGCUCUACAACGAGGACACUAAACCCGGGUCAGUAUCAGAGAAGAAUUGGGGAUUGUUUGAUCCAAACGGGAAUCCCAUUUACACGUUACAGCUGACGAAUGCGGGCCGGACUUUUUCUAAUGACACCACGAACAACACUCAUUGUACUGCGAAAGAAGGUGCUGACAAGAAAAUGCUGCAGGCUGCUUUGGAUUGGGCUUGUGGGCCCGGGAAGGUCAACUGUUCGGCGUUGUUGCAGGGUCAACCGUGUUAUGAGCCCGAUAAUGUGGUGGCACACGCCACGUUUGCUUUCGAUAGUUAUUAUCAUAUGAUGGGUAAAGGUGAAGGGACUUGUGACUUUAACGGUGUCGCUAUGUUAACCACGACGGAUCCAAGUCAUGGAUCUUGUCAGUUUAUCGGAAGUGAUGGGAUGAAUGGAACGUUUUUGAACGGGUCGAUUGCGGAUUUUAACUCUACAAGCUCGUCGAGUUGGAGGGCCCGCGGUGGCUAUGCUAGUGGUGGUCUUUUGAUCAAGGUUCUAUUGGCGUUGUUGCUAUCGUGAGUUUGGAAAUAUGGUGGGGAUGGUCCAGGUGGAGGCGGUUUUCCGUUCUCCCAAUUUUGGCGCGUAUUGGAGACUGCUGGACUGGGGAAGAUGGUUUUUGUACAAAACGACUUAGUUAAUGUAAUUUUGUUGUUGUUGAGGGUCUCAGAUUGAAUGAGAUGUAGGGUUAUUUGGUUAAUUGAUCAUUCUUUUUGAUUGCAAUGAAGCCGCUUUAUUGAUUUGAUUGA